This is a messenger RNA of Sclerotinia borealis F-4128, 546 nucleotides long. The record is from the annotation of a GenBank genome assembly. NCBI's taxonomy places the organism in Eukaryota, Fungi, Ascomycota, Leotiomycetes, Helotiales, Sclerotiniaceae.
AUGACCUCAGAAAUAGGUCUUUUCUCAAACGACUUGAUCUCAGAAGAAUGUCAAAACACACUACCAGAAAGUUAUAAAUUCCGCUCUCUUCAACGCUCAGACUUCCAUCAUGGUUAUCUCGGUGUAUUGCGAGAUCUUGCAUAUGUUGGACCCAUUACCGAAGAGCAAUGGGAUGAGCGAUUUGAUGCCAUGAAGAAGUGUGAGAACACUUAUUUUGUGUUGGUGAUUGUGAAGGAGGGGGGUGAUGAAGAGGUCAUUAUGGGUACUGGUACACUUGUCGUGGAGAUGAAAUUCCUCGGGAACCUGGGGUUACAGGGACAUGUAGAGGAUAUAUGCAUCUCGGCAGAUCACCAAGGACAGCAGUUUGGAACGAAACUUAUCAAGGCGUUGGAUCAUAUUGCAGCGGAAAAAGGCUGUUACAAGAGUAUACUUGAUUGUGGUGAAGCAAAAAGAGCCUUUUACGAAAAAUGCGGUUACGAAGGGAGAGGUUACGAAAUGCAUCAUUAUCACGAUCUCGAAUCGGAAGCUGCAUUGAAUGGAGUUUGA